Messenger RNA from Brassica napus (rape), 891 nucleotides. RefSeq names its product glutathione S-transferase T3-like. NCBI's taxonomy places the organism in Eukaryota, Viridiplantae, Streptophyta, Magnoliopsida, Brassicales, Brassicaceae. The coding region runs from base 1 to 891 and encodes 296 amino acids. The transcript has a single exon. The record is from RefSeq and is a predicted model, not a curated record.
AUGGAUUCAAGAAAUUAUCAAACUCAGUCCUCUAGUUACGUAGGACUGCUUAACAGUCAACAUGGAAGUGGUCUCCAUGAAAAAUUUCCUUAUGAAAGUUUUCAUUCAAGUGUUAACUUUGGAGAAUCGGAGAUCCCUCCCUUCAGUUCACAACAAGCUGAACACACGACAGUAGACACAACAGUAGACACACCAGUGGAGCGUCAUGUUAGACUCAAAUGGAGCCCAGCUGAUGACGUGGUUCUAAUCUCUGCGUGGCUUAACACUUCGAAGGAUGCCGUUGUUGGAAAUGACCAGAAGUUGGGGACCUUCUGGAAACGGGUUGGAGAGUAUUAUGCAGCAAGUCCACAUGGUCUACAGGAUGGUGAAAAGAGAGGGGAUCUUACUUGUAAGAAGAGGUGGCACAGAAUAAACGAUCAGGUUACCAAGUUCUGUGGGGCAUACUCAGCAGCAGAGAGACAAAUUGGCAGUGGUGAGAGUGACACUGAUGUUUUCAAGAAGGCUCACGACAUCUUCUACUCUGAUCAGCAAACCAAGUUUACCCUUGAGCAUGUUUGGUGUGUGUUGCGCUUUGAACAAAAAUGGCUUAGCCUUAACACUCCAAAAGCCACUGCCAGUUCAAAGAGGAAGGAUGGUGAGACAGAUUCAAGCACCACUGUCCUUGAUCUAGAGAUCCGGCCUGAAGCUUGCAAGGCUGCUAAACUAAAAAGGUCCAUUGUUCAAGGAAAGUCUGUUGCUGAGUAUACGACCAUAUGGGAAAUGAAGAAAGAGGAUUUGAUGAAGGAGAGACUGUCAAAGCUGGCCAUACCAGACACUCUCCUCGCCAAGAAAGAACCAUUAACUGAGCCGGAGGAAGUUGUGAAGAAUAAUCUCCUAGCCAAGUAUUUCUGA